This is a messenger RNA of Rodentolepis nana, 351 nucleotides long. The record is from the annotation of a GenBank genome assembly. NCBI's taxonomy places the organism in Eukaryota, Metazoa, Platyhelminthes, Cestoda, Cyclophyllidea, Hymenolepididae.
AUGAGCAGGACUAAAGAGAUAAGCAGUAGGAGAAGCUGUACAAGCUCCUGUAGAAGUCAAGUUAUUGCAAAUGGAAACUCCGGGUUGGUACAGCUGCUGCGACAUGACGUCAUGUUGAGCAACCAUCCCACCACAACCACCGCCAUUCAAUGGAUGUGUUGGAUGCGCGGAAGUCAUCGGGGAGGUAAUUCCACCGGGAGUCCCCGCGGAAGCAAUCUUCUUCAGAGACUGAUGCCGUUGCCGUGUUGCAUGCGAAUGAAGAGGGAGAAGACUAGCAGCACACAGAAGAUUGAGAGCAAGAUGCUAACAGCGAUGACAGCUAUGAAGGUCGUGCUUCGACCAUUCGCUUGA